UUACCGUUUUACGACAGGAAAUUAUCAUCAAUAUUUCCAAGAUGGCCGCCUAAAGUGUCAAAACUUGUAUCGCUGCUGUAUUUAUACUUAUUUUAACGCGCACUGAAGCAAAAUGUCUCGUUCAGAAGACGUGUUGUUGAUGGUAAGCCACGUGCGACACAAGAAAGUCGAAGGGACGCUGUUCCUGAUGGGGGAAAGGCUUGCGUGGAGCGCCAACAGUGCCGGCGAGCGGCUGGGAGUCAGCCACAACUAUGCAGAUAUCCGAUCUCAGAAGAUCAGCCCAGAAGGAAAAGCUAAGAUCCAGUUACAGCUGGUUCUGCACACAGGGGACACGUGUAACUUCCACUUCAACAACCCGGAGGGGAACCCUGAACAGCUGAAGGAUCGGGAUGCUGUGAAGGAGCUGCUACAACAGCUGCUGCCCAGGUUUAAAAGUCAGGUCAACAAGGAACUGGAGGAGAAGAACAGACUUCUACAGGAAGACCCACAGCUGUUUCAAUUGUACAAAGACUUAGUUGUCAGUGGAGUAAUCACAGCAGAGGAGUUCUGGACCAACAGGGCACAGACAAAACAGUCAAAUGCACCCAAAGGGAGUCAGGAUAUUGGAGUAUCUGCAUCAUUCUUGGCUGACAUCCGACCCCAGAGUGACGGCUGUAAUGGCAUUAAGUACAACCUCACAGCUGACAUCAUAGCCUCUAUCUUCAAAACAUACCCUGCAGUGAAGAAAACCCAUGCUGAAAAUGUGCCCCACAACCUGAGUGAGAAGGAGUUCUGGACGAGGUUUUUCCAGUCUCACUAUUUCCACAGGGACAGGAUCAACCAUGGCAAGGACCUGUUUUCUGACUGUGCAAAGAACGAUGAGAAAGAUUUACACAAGAUCAUACAGGAUAAGGUCAAGGAUUCAUUCCUGGACUUGGAAUCUUUAGAUGAAACAUCUCUUGUUAAAGAUGAGGGAUAUGGCAAUAAGUCAGCAGAUACCAGCACUGCCCCCAAACACUCAGUGAACCAGGCUAUCAUCAGGAGGUUUAACUACCACAGCACCAUGGUGCUGGAGGCUUGUAGGAAUAAAAGGUCCUCAGAAGAAGACAUCUUAUCAUUAGGUUUAGGUGGUUCAGGAGACAACAGUAACUCCAGUGUGUGGUCACAGUCCCUAGCCCUAGGACCACCAUCAAAAAAGGCAAGACUAAGAGAUGCAAUAUCAUAUGAAGACCUGGGGGAGUCCACGGCAACCUCCGCCCCUCCCCUGUCCCUGACGGGGGCUGACAGGUACCUCCAGGGACCAUCCGCUAUACAGCAGGGGGAGUACACCACCAGUCAGGACAUCCAUCGGGCUACACAACAGGUUAAACAGGAGAUAGGGGGAUACCAGGCAGACUUACCAAAUGUUCUCCCGAGCAGUCUGGCUGCCUCCGUCACAGCUGAGUUAUCACCAGGAGGGGUCCUCAUGCAGGCGGGCAUGCAGCAGAGCUUGAAAGAGCUGAUCCCCAAGGACCUGCAGGAUGAGCUACACUCCCUGUACGCGGCCCUAGCAGAGCUCCUGCGCCACUUCUGGCAGUGUUUCCCCGUCACCACACCCGCGCUGGAGGAGAAGGUGGUCAGGAUGAGGGAGACGCUCAGGAGAUUCCAGACCACAAAAAUGCAGCCGUUCCAGGACAAGCUGAGAAGUCAACAUCUACCCACAAAUUUGACAGACCAUCUGACAGAGAUGAUCAACAAUGCUGAAAGAAAAUUUUCCACGUGGAGUAAAAAACGUGGUGGGAGACCUUGACAGACAGGCUGCCUAACCAUAGCAAUAGAACACUUCACAUGGUGGACUUCAGAACUUCAGACAAACUGUGCAUUACACAUCAAUUCUGUUUGCCCAGUUUUUGACAUUUAAAUUGAAUACAUAUACAUACAAAAGGAUUGUAUUGGGAGGGGUUACCAAAAUUAUUUACAAAUCAUUUGUUAUACACUUGGGAGGAGAUAGAACUAGACCUUCAAAACAUUGAUAUUCCUCUUGCCAUGAUAUCUUACCUGGGAUGGAUCAGUCAUAUCUUAGGUGGCUGAAGACAAAGGUGCAGCAGACAACACUGACAACCACAGCUCUGGCUACUCACUGAGUACAGUGACUGGUACAAGGUUUUCUAUAUCAUUAUGGUAGUUUUGUACACGGUUUUGUACAUAGUUUCCUCUAUACGGUAGGUAGGAUAAAGAAUUUGGAUGGUGAUACUAUGUACAGUGUUAGCAUCUCGUGACCUCUUGACACUGGAAUUAUACUUUUGUAAUAAUAUUGCAAUAAAGGCAGAGAUGCAUUGAC
Molecule: messenger RNA, 2299 nt
Organism: Branchiostoma floridae (Florida lancelet)
Lineage: Eukaryota; Metazoa; Chordata; Leptocardii; Amphioxiformes; Branchiostomatidae
Product: general transcription factor IIH subunit 1-like
Exons: 13
Coding region: 113-1768 (551 amino acids)
Biological process (GO): transcription by RNA polymerase II; transcription by RNA polymerase I; nucleotide-excision repair
Cellular component (GO): transcription factor TFIIH holo complex; transcription factor TFIIH core complex
Source: RefSeq, a predicted model, not a curated record